Pararge aegeria (speckled wood butterfly) is the source of this 5303-nucleotide messenger RNA. RefSeq names its product neuralized-like protein 4 (gene Neurl4). The coding region runs from base 360 to 5213 and encodes 1617 amino acids. The transcript has 31 exons. Lineage: Eukaryota; Metazoa; Arthropoda; Insecta; Lepidoptera; Nymphalidae. The record is from RefSeq and is a predicted model, not a curated record.
UUCGCGUUUUCCGUGCUGCACUAUUUCAAAGUUAAAUUAAAUGAAAAUGUCCCCGUAUUAUUACUUUUAUAGUUUAUUACCAAAACGGGUUGUUAAAAUCAACAGUACAUUUUCACUUUACAGCUUCGACUAAUGCAAAAUGCGCCCUGUAAAUUGCAUUAGGAAUUUUAGAUAGAUUUAGAGGUAUCAAGACUGUACAUAAGUGCGUUUUAUUGAUCUGACCAGACAUAUUUGAGGGCGUGAACUGUGAAGUGGUCGCAAAAUGGAGUUAGAUUUAGUGGUUUCAAGACUGUACAUAACUGCAUUUUAUUGAUCUGAUCAGACAUAUUUGUGGGCGUGAACUGUAAAGUGGUCGCAAAAUGAAGUUCCAUAGACGGUGUGGUGACCGAGUGACACUUUUGCACGAUAAUACGACUGCUGUUAGAAAUUUUGUUGAAUUCAAUCACGGUUUAAUUUUGAGUGCGGAACCUAUCGCAGAUGAUGUUUUAUUUGAAAUCUGCAUCGAUAGAAAGGUUAAUGUAUGGAAUGGCAGCCUCGAAAUCGGCGUUACCACUUUGGAUCCCGAAUAUAUGGAGCUUCCCGCAACGGCCACCAAACUGCGGAAUACAGCCUGGAUAAUGUCUGGCAGUUCUAUAGUUAAAGAUGGAGUAACUUUAAUAAAUUCCUAUGGACCAGAGUUAGAUACCCUACGGGAAGGCGAUACUCUUGGGGUCAUGAAAACUUGCAAGGGGGAGUUAAUGUUCUAUGUUAAUGGCCGAUGCUUGGGUACAGCAGCGCGGGAACUGCCGACAAGAUUGUUUGCUGUAAUUGAUUUAUAUGGGCAGUGUGUGCAGGUGUCAAUCAUUCAAACGAAUGGUGUGCGAUCCAUAAUGGAGAGUAGUUUGGAUCAGAUUGAGGACGACCCUAACAACGAUGACACAUUGACUUCAAGCGAAGAUGCAGCCCCUGACACUUCAAAUCCAAAGGAUGACCAAGAAGUUUUUGCUUUGACACCAGAAGAUGGUGCCUGUGCCAUAGCUGCCCAUGAUCGUUUACGGUUUCACCCAAGAUGUGGUAUUCUAGUCAAACUAUCGUCUAAUAACAAGAGUGCAGAAAGAGCUCGACCAUUGGACGAUUACAAUAAUGGUGUUGUAAUGACUCACCGGCCACUGUAUGACAAUGAACUUUUCGAAAUACGUAUCGAUAGACUUGUAGAUAAAUGGAGUGGCAGUAUUGAGGUUGGUGUAACAACUCAUAACCCAGCAAUGAUGAGAUUUCCGUCUACUAUGACCAAUAUGGACACUGGUACUAUAAUGAUGUCCGGAUGCAAAGUCCUCCUGAACGGACAUGGCACUUGUAUGGAGUAUGGAAACUUCAAUCUGGAUGAAUUGAGGGAGGGUGAUACAGUGGGUAUGAUUCGUAAAUCCAAUGGAAGCCUGCACUACUAUAUAAAUGGCAUUGACCAAGGUGUUGCCACUGACAAGGUGGAACAACAAGUGUGGGGUGUCGUUGACUUGUAUGGAAUGACUGUAAAGGUAUCUAUUGUGGAUCUGUGCGAGGAUAUUGAUAACAACAUCGAUAUUUUACCCUCAGUAUCUACAGUACCUGAACUUGAACUGCCUGUUCCAAGCAGGUUCAAGCCAAGGAUAGACGAAGAUAGCCUUUUAUUUCAUACGCUGCGUGAUUCGUAUGUUAUUAUUAUUAACGAUGGUAAGACUGCUCAUAGGCCUAAUGCUUUCGAAUACUUCGACAACGGCGUAGUGAUGACCAACCGAACGCUGCGUACUAACGAGUUGUUCCAAGUGCGACUCGAUCUGGUCAUCCCCAAGUGGGCUGGAAGCAUUGAAAUAGGAGUCACGCAGCACACUUCAAAUGACAUAAAAUUACCAUUCAAAUUGAGCACUUCAUUAUCAGGCACUUGGCUUAUGUCUGGUGAAGACAUAAUAAGAGACGCGACUAUAAUUAUACCAAAGUACGUCAGAGACCUCACCAGAUUAGUGGAAGGCGACACUGUCGGUGUGAUGAGAAAGAAUAUGGGUAUCCUACACUUCUUUGUGAACGGAGUGGACCAGGGUCCCGCCGCUUUUAAUAUCCCUGAACACGUUUUUGGAAUAAUUGAUUUGUACGGACGUGUGGCGCAAGCGACUAUAGUGGACUCAUAUUCUCCACCGCCAGCUUACUCCCCCGAAUCACCAUUCUCCACCGAAUCAAACACAACUAUUUAUCCUGAAAUGUGCUUCCAUCGGGUACACGGGCGAAACGCAAGGCUAAGCCGUACCCGACUGACAGCAUCCAGAUCGGCAGUGUACUCUGAAUUCAAUGACGCCGUACUAUUCAGCUCGCGUGCUCUGCGGGAGUGUGACAUGUUUGAGCUACGGAUUGAUUCUAUGGUUGAUUGCUGGAUUGGCAGUUUGGAAAUAGGUGUAACAGCUAUCCGGCCCGAUGAUCUAGAAGCAAACGGGUUGGCGGGCACGGCUACAGACUUGAACUGGGACACCUACAUAUUAAGCGGUGCGGCGAUGAUGAAAGAUGGCGAGUGCGUCCGCAGCGGAUAUCCGUUGGAUCUUGACACGCUUACAGUUGGGAGCCGAGUUGGAAUGAUGUGGCACGCAGAUCGCAGUUUGCACUAUUAUCUCGAUGGCAUGGAUAUGGGCAAAGCAUGGUAUGUCCCGCACCUCAACAUAUAUGCAGUGGUUGACCUUUAUGGACAGUGCACUCAGGUAACAAUCAUGCAGAACGAAGAAAGAGCAUUUAACUACAAUGGCUGCACUAAUUCUGACAACUCUUUGCUAAUUAACUCGAGGGCUUUGGCUUCGCCUCCACCGCCAUAUUGGAGCUUCUCUGAAUAUUGUGGCGACAAUAUGUGCUUAAUGCACGACUAUUCUAUCGCGAGGCGUCUCAGGCCCGACCCGCUGGCCGCGUUGGCCUUCAGUUCUGCUCAUCUGGCGAUUGGAGAAAUAUUCGAGAUAAAGAUAGUCGAAUGCUUAUACAACUACGCUGGCAGCUUCCGUAUGGGGGUGACGGAUAUUAAUAUUUUGAACGCGCACGUCAACCGUAGCCUGCCGCCCUCUGUUGCGUGUUUACCGCACUACACAGCUUACAUUGAUGGUAAAUACAUGCGCUACUCCAAACCGGGCACCAGGGAGCAAGAUCUAAGGGCUUUCGUGCCAUCUUUUGAGUGGUUGCGGCCUGGUGACAGAGUCGGUUUAAAAAAGACCACAGACAAUCGAGUGUUGGUUUACUACAACUGUGAAUUGCUUGACACUGCCUUUGAAAGGGUGCCAGACAAAGUUUAUGUUGUUAUGGAGAUAUUUGGGGCCGUGUAUAAGAUUCAAGCUGUCAAUAGGGGCAAUCCUGUUACUGUCUUGCCACAAACCAUUCCAAACGACUUGAUACAGAACGUCGAAGUGGAAGAGGUGAUUUGUGAAGUUGCAAUUACGAACAUGGACUCAACUGAAAUGGGUUCUUCGUUGGUUCCCGUAGUUCCUGUCAGCGAGACACGUCGAAGAAGGCCCGCCUUGCCUUACACCUUCCACUACAUACAUGGAGGGAACAUCAAACUUUGCAGUUCAGACACAGUGGCAAUGCGUACGUCGGGAUAUCAAGAUGCAGUCGCCAUUGUCAGCCAGCCUCUACGACGUGGUCAUCGGUUUAGGUUCCGAGUGGACAAAUUAGACGACAGCUGGGAAGGCAGCCUGUCCAUAGGUGGGGUGCCAUGCCUCCCUACAGACUCCGUGCCAGAGUGUGCCAUGCGGCUCGAUCCACCAGCCUGGAUUCUUUCCAGCGAUUUGCAGUUCAAUGGAACUAAUUUAAUCACUCACAUCGCUGCGGAGCUGGAAGAGGUAUCGGAGCAGUCUGUGUUGACGUUGCACUUCCGCUUCAACAGUGAACUCGUCGUCGACAUCGAUGGUACAAUGGUGGGCGUCAUCGGAUCCGUGCCUCGGACAUACAGUCACGUUUACCCCUUAGUAGAUCUUUAUGGAAGGGUUUGUCAGGUAUCAGUUUUACUCCAUCCUUACACAGUCGUAACUGGUACAUCGCUAGACUUGCCUGUGAUUGCUGAAAAUCGCCGAGAGGAAGAAUUUUUAAUGGAAUUUAAUUUUGAUGACAACGAUGAAGAUCAGCCUGCAAUAGAGCGAGUUGAGACCAGACUGAGGAAAACCAAAGCGUACAGUCAAGACAACCUAAUGGAGAGCUUCGAGCCUUUGGUUCCACAACCAGGCCCGAGUUCGGCUUCAAGACCUGUUGUUAAUAACGAAAUGAAAAACAAAGAAAUUAAAACUCAUAGCCCUUGUCGCACCAUGCACCAUAGUUUAAUUCUCACGCAGCCUUCUGAUAACAGGGACAUUUCGUUCCCCACGGUCCAGCGGAGUCGUUCCACGCAAGAUUUUUGUCGUAUGUCUGAUUCAUUCAUAGUGUCAGACGCGCUUCGACUCACUUACAGUGUUGGGUACCGGGACGAUGCCCGAAUCCUUGAUGAGAUCUGCGACACUAAUAUACGGCACAACGACCGCUAUCCCGAGGCAAACGACGUGGACAAUUUAGACAAUGAAAUAAUGGAUGCAUUGACUUUCGAAAUGGGAAAUCUGCCAGAUCUAACCGAGGAGCAAUCCUCGUCCAUAGAUGAGUCCACGCGGCGCGAUGAUUUAUGCUCGGAGCCGUUAACUGCUGAGAAUUUGAACUAUUUAAAUCGAAUACUGUGUUUGGAUCAGGAAUGUGGUGGACAGAGUUUGGAGGCCGAAUGGGAAGCGUUCGGAGAGGGCUGUGAACAUUUGCAUCUAGUGUUGAAGUACUGGAACUAUCUGGUGCUGCCAUAUCCGGAAUUGAGGCAGGCGGUGUCCUGGGGCCAAGUUAGGUGCUACUGCAGCAAUUGCCAACCAGAAGCGCAACCUCCUUUGGCAGGGUGGGUGCGCAUUGAGCGGAUUGAUGGCGUUGGCGCGGCUUCACGGGGUUUCUGGCACAUGACACGGUCAACACUGGGCGCCGCGCAGGCUGUAAACGGAGAAACCGGCGUAGCGAAGCGUCCGCGAUCUCUCGCCUCUUCACCAUCCAACGCUAUUUCUUUAGGAGAUAUUUGGCUAGAUGAAGAAGGAAAGCCACAUCAUACAAUACUGGCGAUUGAGAUUGACAUCGAGGGCAGUGAUGCAGACAAAGAUCGCCUCCUUGCUUUCUUAAUUCACAUGAAAUCGCAUGCAGUUUUUGUUGAAGAUAGUCCACUCAGUUUGGAUGAAUAAUUAUUCGAAAAAGCAAUUAAAGAGGCAAAACACGGAAGCUCUCAAAAAGUUUAUUGUUUGUCAACAUUUUUAAACGUUAUCGAAAACAUU